Molecule: messenger RNA, 2097 nt
Organism: Otolemur garnettii (small-eared galago)
Lineage: Eukaryota; Metazoa; Chordata; Mammalia; Primates; Galagidae
Gene: SASS6
Product: SAS-6 centriolar assembly protein
Exons: 17
Coding region: 136-2097 (653 amino acids)
Biological process (GO): centriole replication
Cellular component (GO): centriole; centrosome
Source: RefSeq, a predicted model, not a curated record
CGUUUUUCUCUCCCCGCCUCCUCCGGGAGACGAGCGCCAAACUCAAACUCUAUCUGGACCUGACGUCUCUCAGGCUAGUUCCGAGGGCCGAGCCUGUUGGGCUUUUCCGCACACCGGCCGGGACAGCGGGCCAGUAUGAGCCAAGUUCUGUUCCAGCAACUCGUCCCGUUGCAGGUGAAAUGCAAAGACUGCGAAGAGAGGAGAGUAAGUGUUAGAGUGAGCAUUGAACUGCAAUCAGUUUCCAAUCCGAUUCACAGAAAGGACUUAGUUAUCCGUCUGACUGAUGACACAGAUCCAUUUUUUCUAUAUAAUCUUGUUAUAUCUGAAGAAGAUUUUCAAAGUUUAAAAUUCCAGCAAGGUCUUCUGGUAGACUUCUUAGCUUUCCCACAAAAAUUUAUAGAUCUCCUUCAGCAGUGUACUCAGGAAUACGCCAAAGAAAUUCCAAGGUUUUUGCUACAGUUAGUUUCUUCAGCAGCUAUUUUGGAUAACUCACCUGUAUUUUUAAAUGUGGUAGAAACAAAUCCUUUUAAACAUCUUACACACCUCUCACUAAAACUUUUACCUGGAAAUGAUGUGGAGAUAAAGAAAUUUCUAGCUGACUGUUUGAAAUGUAGCAAGGAGGAAAAAUUAUCAUUGAUACAAUCACUAGAUGAUGUAACUAGACAACUGAACUUCACACAGAAGACAUUAUCAGAAAAAAUCCAAGAAUUAGAUAAGUUACGGAAUGAAUGGGCAUCACACACAGCAGCAUUGACAAAUAAGCACUCUCAGGAACUGACAAAUGAGAAGGAAAAAGCCUUGCAGGCACAGGUUCAAUAUCAACAGCAGCAUGAGCAACAGAAAAAAGAUUUAGAAAUCCUGCAUCAACAGAACAUCCACCAGCUACAGAACAGAUUGUCUGAGUUAGAAGCAGCUAACAAAGACCUGACCGAGAGGAAAUAUAAAGGAGACUCCACUAUUAGAGAACUUAAAGCAAAACUUUCUGGUAUUGAAGAGGAGCUGCAGCGAACUAAGCAAGAAGUCAUCUCUUUGCGAAGAGAAAAUUCUACCCUCGAUGCUGAAUGCCAUGAGAAAGAAAAGCAGAUUAAUCAGCUACAAACAAAGGUGGCAGUUUUAGAACAGGAAAUCAAGGAUAAGGACCAACUUGUCUUAAGAACAAAAGAAGCAUUUGAUACAAUCCAGGAACAGAAGGUGGCCUUAGAAGAAAAUGGGGAGAAAAAUCAAGUACAACUAGGAAAACUUGAAGCUACAAUAAAAUCAUUAUCAGCAGAACUUCUAAAGGCAAAUGAAAUUAUUAAGAAGUUACAAGGGGAUCUGAAAACUCUAAUGGGUAAGUUGAAACUGAAGAAUACAGUUACUAUUCAGCAGGAAAAACUCUUGGCUGAGAAGGAGGAAAAAUUACAAAAGGAGCAAAAGGAAUUACAAGAUGUUGGACAGUCUCUUCGAAUUAAAGAGCAAGAGGUGUGCAAGUUACAAGACCAAUUAGAAGCUACAGUUCAAAAACUUGAAGAAAGCAAACAGCUUCUAAAAAAUAAUGAAAAAUUAAUCACGUGGUUAAACAAAGAGCUCAAUGAGAAUCAGUUAGUGAGAAAGCAAGACACCUUGGGACCAUCUACCACCCCACCUUCCCAUUCUAGCAGCAACACGAUCCGAAGUGGAAUUUCUCCUAACUUGAAUGUGGUUGAUGGCAGACUGACUUACCCCACUUGUGGGAUUGGCUAUCCUGUCUCCUCUGCAUUUGCAUUCCAGAAUACCUUUCCUCAUUCAGUAUCUGCCAAAAAUACCGUCCACCCGAUUACAGGACCAAAGGUUCAGUUUAACUUGCAGUUUACAAAACCAAAUACAUCAGUAGGAGAUGUUCAAUCAGGAGCAACUUGCUCAGCAGAUAAGGAAAAUGGUGAAAACUUAGGGCUGGAAUCCAAAUACCUGAAGAAAAGGGAAGACAGCAUUCCUUUACGCGGACUCAGCCAGAAUCUGUUCAGUAAUUCAGACCAUCAGAAAGAUGGCACUCUGGGAGCACUGCCGACAGCCUCCAAACCCACAGGGCUCCCCUCUGCGUCUUCAGCGUAUUUCCCUGGGCAGUUACCAAACAGUUAA